Messenger RNA from Aspergillus fijiensis CBS 313.89, 1630 nucleotides. Its product is annotated as SDR family oxidoreductase. The record is from RefSeq and is a predicted model, not a curated record. Gene Ontology annotation, molecular function: oxidoreductase activity, acting on NAD(P)H, oxygen as acceptor. The transcript has a single exon. Gene Ontology annotation, cellular component: intracellular anatomical structure. The coding region runs from base 332 to 1132 and encodes 266 amino acids. NCBI's taxonomy places the organism in Eukaryota, Fungi, Ascomycota, Eurotiomycetes, Eurotiales, Aspergillaceae.
UCUAGAACAGACAGUAGGCCCUAGUGGACUCUGUGACAUCGUAUAUGCAACAUGCAGGUAAGCAGGUAAAGAAAAAAAAAGUACCACGUACCACACGAGGGAGGGAGAAAGCUACGUACACGUACGUACCUCUGCAGGGAUCCAUGCCCCUCCACUGCCCCUCCAACCCCUCACCCCUUCUCUCGUAUUUAUAUCCCCUCCUUUUCCCCUGUUGCUCUUUUCCCAGAAUCAUUCAAUCCAACUCUUCCAAACUCAAUUCCAUCCAUCCAUCCAUCCAAACUCUCUCUCUCUCUUUCUUACCUACAUCAACCAACCAACCAAUACCACCAAAAUGCCCAUCCCCGUCCCCAGCGCCAACAGCCUCCAGGACCUCUUCAGCCUCAAGGGCAAGGUCGUGAUCAUCACGGGCGCCUCCGGCCCGCGCGGCAUGGGCAUUGAGGCCGCGCGCGGCUGCGCCGAGAUGGGCGCCGACGUCGCCAUCACCUACGCCUCGCGGCCGGAGGGCGGCGAGAAGAACGCGGCCGAGCUCUCCAAGACCUACGGCGUCAAGGCCAAGGCCUACAAGUGCGACGUCGGCAACUACGACAGCGUGCAGAAGCUCGUGGACGACGUGAUCAAGGACUUCGGCAAGGUCGACGCCUUCAUCGCCAACGCCGGCCGCACCGCCAACAGCGGCAUCCUCGACGGCUCCGUCCAGGACUGGGAGGAGGUCAUCCAGACCGACCUCAACGGCACCUUCCACUGCGCCAAGGCGAUCGGCCCCCACUUCAAGAAGCAGGGCAAGGGCAGCUUCGUGAUCACCUCCAGCAUGUCCGGCCACAUCGCCAACUUCCCCCAGGAGCAGACCUCCUACAACGUCGCCAAGGCCGGCUGCAUCCACAUGGCCAAGUCGCUGGCCAACGAGUGGCGCGACUUCGCCCGCGUCAACAGCAUCUCCCCCGGCUACAUCGACACCGGUCUCUCCGACUUCGUCGACAAGAAGGUCCAGGAUCUGUGGAUGUCCAUGAUCCCCAUGGGCCGCAACGGUGAUGCCAAGGAGCUGAAGGGUGCCUAUGUCUACCUCGUCAGCGAUGCGAGCUCGUACACGACUGGUGCUGAUUUGUUGAUCGACGGUGGUUACUGCGUGCGGUAAAUGUAUCCCUGGAGGAUAUAAUAGAGAUACCUACCUAGCUUUUUUGAUGAGGUUAUAAUGAUAAUGUCAGGAACGUUUCAUGAUACUUUUGUUCUUGUUUUUGUUUUUAUUUUUGUUUUUGUUCUUGCAAGUAGAGAUCGAACUUGGGGUGAAUGGACGUACUCCUGUACUCCUCAGACCACGGCUCAUCACUGGGGGCCAAUGCUCACAGGGACGAGAUAGAUUGUAGACAUCUCAUUGGCGACUUCGGCUUCAGGGUGUUGUUGCGGGUCUGUUCCGCCCGUGCUCCACUUUCUCUUUGGUGCGACAAUUCUCGUUAAAGUUAUCGUUCAUCCUUCGAGUUCGUAUCGAAGAACGCCUCUUUUCGGGUCGUUCGGUAUAUUGAACCAAUUAUGCAUGGCCAAGUCACUGUCCUCGGGCUAUAGGUAGAUACAUCACGAACAUCUCGCGUAGACAGGUACGACAAGGUCCUCCAGUUGAAACGCCUCGUCACAUCUU